Cygnus olor (mute swan) is the source of this 1839-nucleotide messenger RNA. RefSeq names its product adaptor related protein complex 3 subunit sigma 1 (gene AP3S1). Gene Ontology annotation, cellular component: membrane coat; intracellular membrane-bounded organelle; AP-3 adaptor complex. The record is from RefSeq and is a predicted model, not a curated record. The transcript is spliced from 9 exons. Gene Ontology annotation, biological process: Golgi to vacuole transport; intracellular protein transport. The coding region runs from base 164 to 1327 and encodes 387 amino acids. NCBI's taxonomy places the organism in Eukaryota, Metazoa, Chordata, Aves, Anseriformes, Anatidae.
GCCAUUUUUAUAAGUAUACAGUCACAAGCAUAAAUCCAAACCCCCUUUUUUUCUGUGCAUUUACAGGUGUGUUUAAGAAAGUUAGUUCCUCUUCCAUUUUUGAAGAUGACACCUAUGCAACUGUAUUGCUUGUCUUUCACCCCCAUGCCUGGGUUUUGCAAUAAUGCAGCACCAGCUUGCCAUCACUUCCAAAACACUCAUAGAGGGUUCCAACUUCCUGGUCUGGAGAUGGAGCAAAAGACUGGUUUACGUAUAUAAACAGCUGCUCGGAGGCCAUCAGCUUGAGGAACUUCUUGAUGAAGUCGACGAGCCCCUGGAUGGUGCGGGUGCGCUCCACGGCCCACUUCUUGGUCCUCAUGAUGGGGGUGUCGCCCACGGCCUUCAGCAGCACGUCAAUUUUCUUCUUGGCGUCGGCGGCGGGUUCCUCGGUGCCCGGCGAGCCGGCCGCGGGAGGCACCGGGUCGGCAGCGCCCGCUGCCGCCGCCGCAGCCCCGCUUUCCGCAGCCUCCUCCCCGGCUUCCCCCUGCGGCGACACCGCCGCCUGCUCCCCGUCCUCCGCCAUGCUGCUGCGGGCCGGGCGGAAGCCACGCCCCGUCCUCGCAGUGCGGCGCCGCGAGGCGUUUUGUCCCUCGCGGGACGCCGUCGUUCCCCCCGGUCCGGUCAGGCGCUGGGGGCGGGGCGGGGCCGGUUGGGUCGGCUAGCGGCUGCGGCUCGGUGGGGCCCGGCAGGCGGGGGCGGCCGCACCAUGAUUAAGGCCAUCCUCAUCUUCAACAACCACGGCAAGCCGCGCCUCUCCAAGUUCUACCAGCGAUACAGUGAAGAUACGCAGCAACAAAUUAUCAGAGAAACUUUCCAUUUAGUAUCCAAACGUGAUGAAAACGUCUGUAAUUUCCUGGAAGGAGGCUUAUUAAUAGGUGGAUCUGAUAACAAACUUAUUUACCGACACUAUGCCACCUUGUAUUUUGUGUUUUGUGUGGAUUCCUCAGAAAGUGAGCUUGGCAUUUUAGACCUAAUACAAGUAUUUGUGGAAACAUUAGACAAAUGUUUCGAAAAUGUCUGUGAACUGGAUUUAAUUUUCCAUGUGGACAAGGUCCAUAAUAUAUUGGCUGAAAUGGUCAUGGGUGGAAUGGUUCUGGAGACCAACAUGAAUGAAAUUGUCACUCAGAUUGAUGCUCAAAAUAAACUGGAGAAAUCUGAGGCUGGUUUAGCAGGAGCUCCAGCCCGGGCUGUUUCAGCUGUAAAGAAUAUGAAUCUGCCAGAGAUCCCAAGAAAUAUUAAUAUUGGCGACAUCAGUAUAAAAGUGCCAAACCUGCCCACUUUUAAAUAACAUGGCUACUCCAGGUAAAACCAAGCAAAAAUGUAAUAGAGGUUUACCUCAUAAUUGUUUACUAAAUAAACAACAUGUCUAACUUUUACUAUUUGGAUAAAACUCAAGGUACUGUAUAGACAUUAUUUGAAAAAUCAUUGUGUGGAGUUGAAUGUUGCUUUUGUCUUGUUUGUGAAAUUAAAGGAAAUGGGUAGUUCCCAUGUGAUUUCUAAAUUACAUUCCUAUGCCCUUGUAAGGCAUAUCACUGUGUCUUGGCUGCUGCAGUAUUUUGGGAAAGUAUUUAAGAUGUUCUUUACUUUGUAUAACCUAUAAUGCUGAGUUUUUUGUAUGUUCACUAAGGUCUAUAGUUAGUGCACUCCUUAACUACUUCUGCUCUUUGUCAUGAUUAUUUAAGUGCAAAUAUUGCAUGAAAACAUUAAACCUUUGUUUUGUUUAAAUAAAAUUGUAACAAACUGGACUUCUAAAUACCUGUUUGUCUGAUAUCUACUCAUUGCAAUAAAUCACUUUUAUUU